This is a messenger RNA of Xyrauchen texanus (razorback sucker), 1620 nucleotides long. Its product is annotated as D(4) dopamine receptor-like. Gene Ontology annotation, biological process: adenylate cyclase-inhibiting dopamine receptor signaling pathway; adenylate cyclase-activating adrenergic receptor signaling pathway. Gene Ontology annotation, cellular component: plasma membrane. The record is from RefSeq and is a predicted model, not a curated record. The coding region runs from base 207 to 1364 and encodes 385 amino acids. The transcript has 4 exons. NCBI's taxonomy places the organism in Eukaryota, Metazoa, Chordata, Actinopteri, Cypriniformes, Catostomidae. Gene Ontology annotation, molecular function: dopamine neurotransmitter receptor activity, coupled via Gi/Go; G protein-coupled receptor activity.
UAAAGCGCGGGAUGAGGGACAGCAGAUAUGGGACUGACCUUCAAUAACAGGCUUCCUCUGUCCGGGACAGCUGGCAGAGAUGACUUGUUUUCGGACAUAACACAAGAUGGGGAGAGAUGGCCCACAGUGGACUGGACAAAACGAGACAUUAAUGAAAACUUUUGACUAAGAAGCGGAUCAAUGCGUGAAGGCUGCCUUCCGGAACAAUGUCGGUGAACGUCUCGCGCUUGAACAGCACUCUUCUGUCGCCGCCGGUGUCUUCUCACAAUGUUCCUGCCCUCAUAUUUGGACUAUUGCUCAUUAUAGUGAUCAUAUGCGGGAAUGUACUCGUGUGCCUUUGCGUUUACAAGGGAAAAGCCCUGAAGACAACGACAAACUACUUCAUUGUGAGUUUAGCUGUGGCAGAUCUGCUGUUGGCAGUUUUGGUUUUACCGCUUUUUGUUUAUGCGGAGUUUCAAGGUGGUGUCUGGUCCAUGAAUUUGGCUCUCUGCGAUGGACUAAUGACUAUGGACGUAAUGCUCUGCACAGCAUCUAUAUUCAACCUUUGUGCAAUCAGUGUUGACAGGUUUAUUGCUGUGUCCAUACCACUGAACUACAACCGAAAGCACGUUGACAAUCGGCAGAUUGUCUUACUCUCUGCCACUUGGCUCCUGGCGUUGGCCGUGGCGUCGCCGGUUAUCUUCGGUAUCAACAAUGUUCCGCAAAGAGACCCCAGAGAGUGCAAACUGGAAGACAAUAAUUACGUGGUAUAUUCCUCAGUCUGUUCUUUCUUCAUUCCCUGCCCCAUCAUGCUCCUACUGUACCUUGGGAUGUUUCAUGGCUUGCGCAAGUGGGAAGAAGCUCGCAUAGCCAAACUGAGAAACAGUAUUCAAGCCUGUCGCAGGUUGCAGCAUGCUGCGGUGGCCGCCGCACUCCCACCCCUGGGGGCUCUGACUGCGUCCCUUCCCCAGGUCAUUGAGAGGGACCUGGCCCAGUCCAGCCUUGAAGAGCUGGAUGACUUCACACAGCCUGUCUGUCCCUUCCCAUCAGAGUGUAAACACAGCCCUAUUCAAAUUGUGCCCUAUCCAGACAUUCAAUAUGGCCAGCCAACUCGAAGAAAGAAGAGGGUGAAGAUCAAUGGAAGGGAGAGAAAAGCCAUGAGGGUUUUACCUGUUGUUGUGGGUGCCUUCCUUUUCUGCUGGACUCCAUUCUUUGUAGUUCACACCACACGGGCCAUGUGUGAGUCAUGUGACAUCUCCCCACACCUGAUGAGCACAGUGACAUGGCUGGGAUAUGUGAACAGUGCUCUGAACCCCAUUAUCUACACCGUCUUCAACACCGAAUUCAGGAAAUUCUUCAAAGGAUUUCUACACCGCUGCUGCUGACAUCAACCAAAAAUAAGACAUGCUAAUACCAUAAUUUAUGCUAAAGACAUUUACAUACAUAUAUAUGUGUAUACUGGACGUACAGUAUGUUUUUUUAUAUAUGUGUUUAUAUGGAACUGUUUUAUUUAGUUUUUAUAAUUAUGUUAUCUUGCCAGUGUUUUGUGUGUUUGUGCCUAUCAUGUUCUACGUUCGCAUAUUGUAGACUUUAUUUUUAAGGGAUUGUUUACUCAGAAAUGGUAAUUCUGUCAUCAUUUAC